AGCUGUACCCAAACACUGAUUUUUCUAGCAAUUUCCUUCUUUGCCACCCUUUCCAACAAGGGUUUGAACAGUUUUGCAUUUGUUGUAUGCACAUGAGUAAACGAAACGACAAACCAACAAUGCCUAACACUUUGACUAUAGUUGGAGGUUGGAAUAGCGAUACUAUCUCGCUGUACCUAAACACUUGUUUUACUUGCAAUAUCCUUCUUUACCACCCUUUCCAACAAGGGUUUGAACAGUUUUGCAUUUGUUGUACGCACAUGAGUAAACGAAACGACAAACCAACAAUGCCUAACACUUUGACUAUAGUUGGAGGUUGGAAUAGGAAUACUAUCUUGCUGUACCUAAACACUUAUUAUUUAUCUGGGGAG
Geodia barretti is the source of this 371-nucleotide messenger RNA. The record is from the annotation of a GenBank genome assembly. Lineage: Eukaryota; Metazoa; Porifera; Demospongiae; Tetractinellida; Geodiidae.